AUGUGACAGGUGACAUUUUAUAUGCAAUUUAAUCAAAUAUAGAAGUUCGACCAGCAAGGUUCUAUACAUUUUCAUCACAGAAGUACUUAAAUUUUUUGGAUAAAAAGAAACAAUGAACUCAUUGACCCGUACAACUGCCUUCGCUCCGCGCUUAAUCAGGUGCGCAGCAAUGAGUAGCGGUCAAGGUAAAGCCGGUGCAAUCAACGAAGAGGGUGGAACUUUCGGAAAGUUAGAGGUAGCCCGCGAAGCCGAAUAUUUUUACAAAAAGCAACUCCAACAACUUGCCGAACUUAAAGCGAAGGAGAAUGUUUCGGCUGAACAAUUGCUGAAGAAUCAGAUUAAAGAACACGAAGAUGCACUAAACCGUUCCAAGGAAAGCUUGGCCAAGUUGAAGAAGUAAAUGUGGGAUGUGUGAUCCAAACGUUCUAAAUGUGUUGCUGACGAUCUUUCACAGCACCUCAAUAAUACCUCUAUCAAUGUGCAUUACACGUCAUAAUUUUCGGUUUAUUCUGCAGCAAAUUCGUGAAUAAAUGUCUUGCAGACGAAAAAAUUGUGUU
This is a messenger RNA of Bradysia coprophila, 557 nucleotides long. RefSeq names its product ATPase inhibitor mai-2, mitochondrial-like. Gene Ontology annotation, cellular component: mitochondrion. The record is from RefSeq and is a predicted model, not a curated record. Gene Ontology annotation, biological process: negative regulation of ATP-dependent activity. Gene Ontology annotation, molecular function: ATPase inhibitor activity. NCBI's taxonomy places the organism in Eukaryota, Metazoa, Arthropoda, Insecta, Diptera, Sciaridae.